UUUUAGUACCACCUUUCUGAGAUAUGGCUUAAAAAUAGCAUACACUUGUAUUUUGUGAAUUUUCUGAAAGUUUUACCUCUUACACCCUUUGCAUUUUUAGUUCUCACUUCUAUCAUCUUGUUCUCUGGUUUAUUUUAUACCUCCUUGUUCCCACUCCCCUUGGUGGUUUUGGUGUUUUUUUGUUUUUGUUUUGGGGUUGUGGUUUUGUUUUUUUUUCUGGAAUGGAAGAGUGGCUACAUAUUCUGUGGUCUUUCGAAGUUAUAUAUCUUGGCUUUUAAUUCAGCAGGGGUCUCAUAUUGAUGAUUUUUUAGAUGGAAUUUAAUAUUUUGAGUUGCCUUUUUGACCAACAAGAAGGGGGCUUUAUUUCAGAAGUUUGAGUAGUUUGGUUGGAUGGUCUGGGAAAGAGGUCUCUGAAACCCCAACCUGACUCCUGAGAAGCAGAGAAGUUUAGGGCAUCUCCCCUGGGUGUCAGGAGGAGAGUUUAGGCUUGCCUACGUAGCAGUAAGAGAGUAUACUGUUUAGAUCUCCCUCUUUGCCAGCUGCCCCUUCAUUUCAAUUUAGGGCUUCUAGGCCUUUCCUGGGCAUGGUUCCCAGAAAGUCCCUCUGCUGCUGCUACCCUGAUCAGGUUUCUGGAUCUGUUAAUAAUAGACAACAGUGGGGGAAGGGCCAGGAUCAUUAUGGAAAUAGGAGCAACUAAACCAGAUGGACAGUUCCUAUGCACAGGGCCCUGUCUGUCUGCUCCUGUCCUGUGUCUGAGGAGCAUUCUGCAGUGAACAUGUCUUCUAAGCCAUUCUUUGGAGCCACAUUAACCUUGUGAAGGUCUCCAAGUGCCUUUCCCCAAAAUCAGAACACAUGAUCUGGGGUGCUUAUGAGAACACUGAAACAGAAUGUUUGAGAUUCGAACUCUACCAGAAAACCCUGGAGGGGUGAUAAUACCCCUCACAGAACACCCAGAAGGGAAGGAGGUUGGGCCGCAAUUAGGUGAGGCAAAUAGUGACUCAGAGAGGCAAACUCUAUGUAAUCCUGGAAUCCAGAAGGGGAGUGGGGAAGGUGAAGGGCAAGUAUGGAAAAAUAAGGACAUGAUGAUGUUGGAGAAGUGGAAAUGGGAGAGUAAGACGAGCAUGUGACACAGGACCACUAUUAAGUAAAAUAUGAAAUCAACACAGUUUAAAUCUUGAUGCCUCCUAAUCUUCCUGUUCUCCAUGAAUGGACUUCCGUCUUCUGCCUGUGCUCCCUGCAUACUCCUUUUCCUUUACCAAAACCUGCUCGUAGCACAGUAAACUCAACUUAGGUCACGACUCCUCCCUCCUCCCAAAAGUAACCACUAUCCUGACAUUUAUGGUAAUCACUCAGGAUUUUAUUUUAAUGGGACUAACGAUUUAGCUAUAAAUAAUCACUGAUGGUAGACUAUUAGGCAGUUGAGGGAUGUUUGGGGGAGCCACAAGAGGCAGCUGGAUCUCAGCACACUCAAAAAUCACACCACUUCGUACAGUUAGUUCCCUCUGUGCCUAUGAUUAAGACACACCUCACCAGAAGACGAUCCCACAGAACUCCAAGUACAGUGCUGUGCCCUAUGCCCUCAGCUCCAUACUGUCAUCCACUGAUCCAGAAAGAACCAUACCCCACAGUCUUCCCAAGGCAGAGCAAAAGUAGGUCCCAGCUCACAGUACUUGGGCGAGUGUAAGGGACUGACAGUGUCUGCUGCUGACAUGUGAGUCUAGGACAUUGCCUAAACUUCCCUGGGCCUUAGUUUCUCACUGUGAAGUAUGGGGCCAUGAUAAAGCCCUUUACAAUCCCCUAUUCCUCACCUAACUUGGUGCCCUUUCCUCAAUCUUGGUUUCUGUUUCCGCUGCCUAUUUAUACACGCUGUAAGAAGCUCAUUACCUUCCUUUUCCAGUUGGGUGUCUUUCCAGCCUUGUGCUCCUCUUUUUGCCCUUGAUCCUCAGACACCAUGAUUCUGCUUCAUUUCUACAUGUACCAUUAUAAAAACAGAUAUACGUCCUUGCAUAUUAGAGGUGCUGAACAAGUGGUUGUAGAAUGAAUGAAUAUAUGAAACAAAUUGUUUUCUACAUUCACGUAUGCAUUCCUUCAAUAUUUAUCAAGUACCUAAUAUAUACGUAGAUACCAACCUAUCCCUCUACACAAAUCAUUCCUCUCCUCCUUUUCUCAUCUUCCCCCUUUCCCAUUCUAUCUUUUUUCCUUUCCCUGAGCCAUAGAGUUAGACUGAGUGCCCGGCAAGGCAGGAUGCAGAGACACUUCUGCCAGUGGAAACAGACACCAUGGAAAGGAGCCAGAUGAAAUAAGGGCAAAGACAGCUGUACAACACACAGAGAGAAACCAACCAGAAUGAAAAGCAGUGAUUCAUGGAGCACUGCAACUCGGAUACUCCUUGGGUUUCACUCUGAGAGCUACUGCAGGACUGAGGUCAGUGAGGGCUGGCAUCAAGAUGAAGGACAGACAGGCUCCUCCUCCCUGGAGAUGUGAUGCCCGUCAAUCCCUCCCUUUAAUCCUCUUCUGCGCACCCCACCCCCACUACUCCCUCACACUGACCAGUGUCCUGGGCCUUUAAGAGUUGGAUGGGCUGGACUGAGGAGAGCGCUCACACCUCUCCCCACCCUACUCUUUCUAUCUGACUGUAAGUCUGCCAGUGACAGCAGCAAACUGCAGCAGAAGAGGGGAGGAAGCCAGUGAGUGCAAGAGAAGCAAAGGAGAAAAGGAGCCCUCCUGGGUUUCCUCGGCCCACAGCAGAGAGCAUCGCAGAUCUCAGACACAGGACUUCUCUCCUGCCCACGGUAAGGGCCUGGAGGCUCAGACCAGCCUCUGCUCCAAGCUCUGGCCUGUCUGAGUCCCUAACUCUGCCCUCCACAUGCUUACCCACCCUGACCAAAUCAUACCCUGGACUCUUUUGCCUGAACAGGCCUACAGGGCUCUGACCUCCUGGUUUUCUCUAGCUUAACCUCUUUGACUUAUAGUUUUCCUGCUGGUUGUAUCAGUCACCUCUUUAUAUGAGGACCUCUUAGCUACCCAGGCUACCACUCAGAGGUGAGCCCCACCCUAGUAAGGGAAGAGAGAGAAUUGGAGCAGCCACGCUUUAGCACAAAUUCAAUUACAGAUUGUUGAGGAUUACCAAAUGAGGGCUGGCCAAGACCCAUGGGGAGUACAGAAACCCCUGGUAAUAGGGAGAGUUGUGAGACUUCCUUGGAAAGAGCCAGGGUUUGAGUUCUAUGCCUGGUUCUUAGCCUGCUCAAUGACCCAGGGCAGUUUGUUGGUGUGCCAGAGUGCUGUGCUGGGAAGAGCACUUGCUUCUAGUCCUGACUCUGACGUUAACUAGCUCUGUGACUUUGGACCACAACUUCCUGAUCUAUGAUCAGAGGGAGUGGAGGCUUCCCCAGAUUUGCUUGUGUAUCAGGAGUGCUUAUUAAAGAUAAGUAAUCCUGGACCCCAUCCUUGGAAAUCUGGAUCUGGUAGAUUUGAGGUGGAGCUAAGGAAUCUCUAUUUUAAGACACUUUCCAGGAGAUAUUGAUAUAGCCAGGAACUGCUGGAUUGAUGUGUUAUAAAAGAGGAGUCUUCAAGCUCUAACAUUCUGAGGGCUAUGACCCAUUCUGUCCUCUUUAUGUGAACCAGGUCUGUCAUAAUCCUGCUCCAAAGCAAGAGAGUAGACAGAAUGAUUCUCUUCCUUCCUACCCUCAGAGAGACCAUAGACACCGUGAAUUCCACUAUUAGCCAUUGGCGCCAUUGGCAACUCUGCCAAAGUCCAUCUCUAGGUGACAUGAAGCCACCUGGCAGUUGAGGACCAAAUCUUGCUCGGCAGUCCUUGGCUACUUCCCACUUUAUUUUGUGUCUCUAUUUUCUCAUCUGUGUUAUAGAGGUAAUUAUCCAUAUCCUCGAGGAUCUCCACAUAUGUGCCUAGGAGUAAACAGUUAAGACCCAAUCUCUCUUACUCUCAGUCAUUAUCCUCUGCUCCUUGCCUUUUGCUCUUGCUCCCACUUCCAAAUCCUUUUUCCCUCUUCUCCUAACUGCACCUACAUCAGUUGUGACCAUCCUUCCCAUCCUACCUUCAGGCACCAAAGGAAACACCAAGACCUAGAACACCUGGGUUCUAAGUCUCAUUCUCUGGGCGGUUUGUUUAGUCAGUCUCCUAGGAUACAGGGGAAAAUGAGGCCGAGCAGAGGGAUGUGAUACUCAGUAUCCGAACCCAAGUGUCCCCUUUCCAGGCUCUCAAACUCCUCACAGCGGAAGAGAACCAGAGCUAUUGAGAAUUAGAAGAGAAACAAAAGAGGAAGGAGUAAUGAAGAGAAGGUAUAAGGAGAAGGAUGAGAAGAGGAGAGCAAAGAGAGGCUGACUUAAGUGAGCAAACAGGGAGGCAGAAAGAGGAUGAGAAGAGAAGAGUGAGCUGGGGAGAAAGGAAAAGGAAGGGGUCAAGCAGAGAAUGGGGAAAGGAAAGAUAGAAAAGAAGGGCUAUUAAGUGGAAUACGGUGGGAACAGAAAAUGAUGGGGAGGAGAGACAAAACACUGAUGUCCCUCAUUCAGUCUUAUCUCUGCUUUAAUCUGCUUCCUAGAGAAAGCCCUUUCUAAGGGCAGAGUCUCAGUGAGACCUCUGAGGUGGUCAUAUAGAGACCUCAGUUCUAGUCCCAGCUCUGCCACUUAAUUCAUUAGGCGACUGGCAGUUCAGCUAGUCCUCUGUCCCCUUCUCUAUAAAAUGCAGUCCAGCUCUGACAUUCUGUGGCUCCCUGAGUUGAAACUGGCCCUCUAAUGGCCACAUGUCACCUAGAUACAGGUUUAAAAUAGUGAUUCAGGAGUGGGAGCAGGAUUGGAAGAGCAUGCCGAGCUCUGGGAUUGGAAAAGUUUGACGAGAGAGGUUAAAAUAAUUUUCUAAGGCUGGUUUGAGAGGAGGUAGGGGUGUCCCAGCAAAAUAGGGGUGUCCCAGCACUUGGGCUCUGUUCUCAGGCUUCCCAUGUUUCAGGACAUCAUGGUGAGGCUCCCAGACACAGGCAUAAGGGAAGGUAAUUCUGUCUUCUUCCAGGGCCAAGGCCCACCCAUCCCAGAAGUUCAGAGGAGAGAUGAGGCAGGAUGUUGGCAAGGGGGAUUAGGCUUCAGCCCGGGUUACCUCAACCUCCCUUAGAGUCUGAGGACCUAAGACAUUUAAGAAAGACCUGUUACUUUUCAGUCUUCAUACAGCUUUUGUAAACCUCAGAUUCCAAACUGUGCAUCCCCACCCAGCAAAGCAGAGAUGCUUUUCUGUCUUCUUUUCUUCCUUCUUCAAUCAGAGGUUUCUUCUGGUCUCACCCAAGCUUACACAUUUGGCAUCAGCCAGCAAAACCUUUCCCUGACAGUUGGAACUGUCUCAGGGUUCUUGCUCUCCUGAGAGCUGCCUUGAGAUAUUUCUUCUGCUUAGGCUCAAACUGAUUCCCUGCACAUUUCUACUCCUUUGGAAAGCCUUCUCUAGGUCCUGCAGUCAGGAAAGCUGUAUUCUCAGUGAUCUCCACAUUAUUCCUGAAGACUUAGUCACCCUGGGUGACUUUAUAGUCUCUUCCUACUUAAGGGAGAUAGGGCACUAAUAUGCUGUGUGACCUCAGAUAAGUCACAUCAUAUUUCUGGACUUCUGCUUUUUCAUUUGUAAAACGUAGGGAGUUGAACUGCAUGAUGUUUCAAUGGAGUACUAACUGAAUGAUUGGUUUAAGGAUUCUUUCAGUUUUUUAGAUGUUCACCACUGUCAAAAUGUUAAACUUAUUAAUUAAAAACCACAACAUUUUUAUUCAAGUGUAGAUCCUUUGCUUAUACAAGAGCAUAGAGCUUUAUGUUUCAUGGGCUUGGCCAGUUUCAGCAUGAUUUGGUUAAGAGUCGAGUAUAUCUCUUCUUGAGGCAGAGCUAGAAUCAAAGUGGCCACAAAUCAAAUCUUCUAGUUCUUUUCAAGGCAAGUUUGUUGUUAGCUAUUAGGACAACCUAACCAGUCCUAAAUUAGACAGCACAUAUUUAAAGGUAGGAACUCUUUUUUAGUAGGUAGAGAAAACUUGAAAAUGCAGUUCUGAGACUAUGUAACUUAUCUGGUCCAUUAAAACUGUGAGAAUUACUUUUAUGAAAAGGAGUAUAAAAUAUACUUUAUCAUGUGAAGGUAGAAGUGGCUUAUUUAAGUAGGUGCAGCACCAAGCGUUGUAGAAGAGACAAAAGAAAUACUCUGGGGCUUCCCUGGUGGCGCAGUGGUUGAGAGCCCACCUGCCGAUGCGGGGGACACGGGUUCGUGCCCCGGUCUGGGAAGAUCCCACAUGCCGCGGAGCGGCUGGGCCCAUGAGCCAUGGCCGCUGAGCCUGCAGGUCCGGAGCCUGUGCUCCACAACGCGAGAGGCCACAACAGUGAGAGGCCUGCGUACCGCAAAAAAAAAAAAAGAAAUACUCUGGCUUAGCCCUUCUGGAGCUGGAUGACCUAUGUGGGAGCAUGGGGAGGGCUUCCGGAGGAGGGAGCUGGGACGAUUCCACUUGGAGAAGGGAAGGCUAGGAUGCAGAGAGAGUCUAGUUUCUGAAAGGGGACAGGCAGCAAGUUGGUGAUUCCUAAUAAUGGGGAACUGAGACGUGUGGUCAGCAUUACCUCGUGGAUAGCAGGAUAUUGGGAAGGAAGGGGUAUUUGGCAGAAAGCCCUGGUGUGGCCCUGUCGGAGAUGGCUGCGGGAAACAGCAUAGGCUCUGGAAUCAGAUAUAUUUGGGUUUAAAUUCCGAGUCCCUGUGUGACUGAGGCAAGUUUCUUAGCCUCUCUAAGCCUCAGAAUCACCAAACUCAAAUCAGAAGUAAAAAGAGCUACAAACUAUGUAGAUGAAGUAGCUGACAUACAGUGUGCAGUCAAGAAACACUAGCUUCCUUCUCUUCCUCCGCUGAUCUGUUAUUCUAAGACCCCGAGAUUAACCUAAAGCCUCUUGCUGCUGCUCCUUGCUCCUUUAGGUGACUCUGGCAUCAGCUGGUGAAGCAGUGGGUGAUGGCAUCCCUGCUGCAAGGCCGGCUGCCUGUUAAUCAAGACCUGCUGCUGAUGCAGAAAGGCACGCUGAUGCGCAAGGUGAGGUCCAAAAGCUGGAAGAAGCUAAGAUACUUCAGACUUCAGGACGAUGGCAUGACAGUCUGGCAUGCCCGGCAGGCCGGAGGCAGGGCCAAGCCCAGCUUCUCAAUAUCCGACGUGGACACAGUGCGUGAGGGCCACGAGUCUGAGUUGCUGCGAAGCCUGGCAGAGGAGUUCCCCCUGGAGCAGGGCUUCACCAUCGUCUUCCAUGGCCGCCGCUCCAACUUGGACCUGGUGGCCAACAGUGUCGAGGAGGCCCAGAUCUGGAUGCAGGGGCUCCAGCUGUUGGUGGACUUUGUCACCAGCAUGGACCAACAGGAGCGGCUGGACCAACCUGGAUGGCUGAGUGAUUGGUUCCAGCACGGAGACAAAAACCAGGAUGGUCGGAUGAGUUUCGGAGAAGUCCAGCGGUUACUGCACCUGAUGAAUGUGGAAAUGGACCAAGACCAUGCCUUCCAGCUUUUCCAGAGAGCAGAUGCAUCCCAGUCUGGGACUCUGGAGGGAGAAGAAUUUGUAGAGUUUUAUAAGUCAUUGACUCAGCGUCCUGAGGUGCAGGAACUGUUUGAAAAGUUUUCAUCUGAUGGGCAGAAGCUGACACUGCUGGAAUUUGUGGAUUUUCUCCAAGAGGAGCAGAAAGAAGGAGAACGGGCUUCUGACCUUGCUCUAGAACUCAUCGACUGCUAUGAGCCUUCAGAUAGCGGCAAACUGCGGCAUGUGCUGAGCAUGGAUGGCUUCCUCAGCUACCUCUACUCAAAGGACGGAGACAUCUUCAAUCCGACCUGCCUCCCCAUCUACCAGGAUAUGACUCAGCCCCUGAACCAGUACUACAUCAGCAGUUCCCACAACACCUACCUAGUGGGAGACCAGCUUUGUGGCCAGAGCAGCGUGGAGGGAUACAUACGGGCCCUGAAGCGAGGAUGCCGCUGCGUGGAGGUGGAUAUAUGGGAUGGACCUAGCGGGGAACCUAUUGUUUACCACGGACACACACUGACCUCUCGCAUCCCGUUCAAAGAUGUUGUGGCCGCCAUUGGACAGUAUGCCUUCCAGACAUCAGACUAUCCAGUCAUCUUGUCCCUGGAGAACCACUGUAGCUGGGAACAGCAGGAGAUCAUAGCACGCCAUCUGACAGAGAUCCUGGGAAAUCAGCUACUGAGCACCACCUUGGAUGGGCAGCUUCCCACUCAGCUGCCCUCCCCUGAGGAGCUUCGGAGGAAGAUCCUUGUGAAGGGAAAGAAGUUAAAAACGCUUGAGGAGGAUCUUGAGGAAGAGGAGGAGGAGCCAGAGUCUGAACUGGAGGAGGCUGAGCUGCAGCUGGAGGCCCAGAUGGAGUCUGAGCCCCAGGAGUUGAGCCCUCGCAGUAAGGACAAAAAGAAGAAAUCCAAGCCCAUCUUAUGUCCAUCCCUCUCUGCCCUGGUUGUCUACUUGAAGGCUGUCACAUUCUACAGCUUCACUCAUUCGAGGGAGCACUACCGCUUCUAUGAAACAUCAUCUUUCUCUGAAGCCAAGGCCAAGAGCCUCAUCAAGGAGGCUGGCAAUGAGUUUGUGCUGCACAAUACCUGGCAGUUAAGCCGUGUAUAUCCCAGUGGCCUGAGGACAGAUUCAUCCAACUACAACCCCCAGGAGUUCUGGAAUGCAGGCUGCCAGAUGGUGGCUCUGAAUAUGCAGACUGCGGGGCUUGAGAUGGACCUGUGUGAUGGGCUCUUCCGUCAGAAUGCUGGCUCCGGCUACGUGCUGAAGCCAGACUUCCUGCGUGACGCCCAGAGUUCCUUCCACCCUGAGAGGCCCAUCAGUCCGUUCAAAGCCCAGACCCUCCUAAUCCAGGUAAUCAGUGGGCAGCAACUCCCCAAAGUGGACAAGACCAAAGAGGAGUCCAUUGUGGAUCCACUGGUAAGAGUGGAGAUCUUUGGCAUCCGCCAAGACACAACCCGGCAAGAGACCAGCUACGUGGAGAACAAUGGUUUUAAUCCAUACUGGGGGCAGACACUGUGCUUCCGGGUCCUGGUACCUGAACUGGCCCUGCUGCGUUUUGUGGUAAAAGACUAUGACUGGAAAUCCCGAAACGAUUUCAUUGGUCAGUACACCCUGCCUUGGAACUGCAUGCAACAAGGUUACCGCCAUAUACACUUGCUCUCCAAGGAUGGCAUCAGCCUCCACCCAGCCUCCAUCUUCGUGCACAUCUGCACCCGGGAAGGGGUAGAGGGGGUUGAAUUUUAAGGUGGGCACUUCACGGGAAGAGUGGGUACAUCGGCUUUAGACGGUAAGAAAAGCCUGGAAGGAUGCUCCAGAAAGCAAACAGAGGUGGUGAAAACCAAGCUUUGGACUGUGCAUUCCUAGGCACAAAAUUACUUCAUCCUUCCUGACAAGCAAAUCUAGGACCUGAUUUUUCACUUUCUUUUCCCUUUCUUCGUUUUCACCAGCCUUUGGUAUCAUUCCUGUCCUUACCCUCUGCACACUCUACACUGGAAUUCCUUCCUUCCUUCCUCUUGCUAUAGGUUCAAUACCAUACCCAGAUCUAGGACUACACUUUCACACCAACUCUGGCUCAAAGGCAGAUUGCAACUAGAAAUCCAGAGAAGGGCUUGGGGCAGACAAACCCUCAGAGGCACUAUCUCCUCCACCUCUAACUUCCUCAAAGUCCAGAGCCAAGGGAAGGACAAAUCAAGCCCCAAGGCUCCCCAGGCAAAGGCUGGGGAAGGAGAUCUGACCCCAAGACUGUAUUACGACUGUCAAGAGAACACUACACAGCCCUCAGAGUCUCCACUGGACUGCUGCUCCCUAGCCCCUCUGGUAUAAAUAGAGCUUCUCUCUCAA
This is a messenger RNA of Orcinus orca (killer whale), 9851 nucleotides long. RefSeq names its product phospholipase C delta 4 (gene PLCD4). The transcript has 15 exons. Gene Ontology annotation, biological process: intracellular signal transduction; lipid metabolic process. Gene Ontology annotation, molecular function: phosphatidylinositol-4,5-bisphosphate phospholipase C activity; calcium ion binding. The coding region runs from base 6963 to 9254 and encodes 763 amino acids. NCBI's taxonomy places the organism in Eukaryota, Metazoa, Chordata, Mammalia, Artiodactyla, Delphinidae. The record is from RefSeq and is a predicted model, not a curated record.